CUUCCGCUCUCAACUCCUCCUUUGUCUGAGUCCUUUCGGUCCUCCGCCUAGUUAUUUAUUUAUUUCCUUUUCGUUUGUGGGGUAUAUUUUAAUAUAUCCAUAUCUCUCGGUUAUUGAAUGACACUCGAUUCCGACACAUAUAUGCCUAAAAGCAAAGCCCCCAGAAUGGAUGAUGUGGACUACAUCCCAGCAGACCUGAGCCCAGAGGAGCGCUCCGAGCUGGAGGAGAUCCGGCGCAGGAAGGGGGCGCUGCUUCUGGAGAUCCAGCGGCUGAAGGAGGAGCUGAGGGAAGCCAUCAUAGAGGUGGAGGGGCUGGAGAGCAGCACGGAGGGCAGUAAAACAUUACAGAAGAAUCGUCAUGUGGCCAUGGGGAGGAAGAAAUUCAACAUGGACCCGAAAAAGGGUAUUGUAUUCCUUGUGGAGAACGAGCUUCUCAGACACACUCCAGAGGACAUAGCUCAGUUUCUCUACAAAGGAGAAGGACUCAAUAAAACAGCAAUAGGAGACUAUCUGGGGGAAAGAGAUGACUUCAAUAUUAAAGUGUUGCAGGCUUUUGUUGAUCUUCACGAAUUCACGGAUCUGAACUUGGUACAAGCACUUCGGCAGUUCCUGUGGAGCUUCCGCUUGCCCGGCGAGGCUCAGAAGAUCGACAGGAUGAUGGAGGCCUUUGCACAGAGAUACUGUCACUGCAAUCCUGGAGUCUUCCAGAGCACAGACACCUGUUACGUGCUGUCGUUUUCCAUCAUCAUGUUGAACACCAGUCUGCACAACCCCAACGUGCGGGACAAGCCCACGGUGGAGCGCUUCAUCAGCAUGAACAGAGGCAUCAACGACGGAGGAGAUCUACCCGAGGAGCUGCUCAGAAAUCUGUAUGACAGCAUCAAGAACGAGCCCUUUAAGAUCCCAGAGGAUGAUGGGAAUGACCUGACGCACACUUUCUUCAACCCGGACAGAGAAGGCUGGCUCCUCAAACUGGGAGGUCGUGUGAAGACAUGGAAGAGGCGAUGGUUCAUUCUGACUGAUAACUGCCUCUAUUACUUUGAGUACACAACAGAUAAGGAGCCCAGAGGCAUCAUACCAUUGGAGAACCUGAGCAUUCGAGAGGUCGAAGAUCCCAGAAAGCCAAACUGUUUUGAGCUGUACAUCCCUAAUAACCGCGGGCAGCUGAUAAAAGCGUGUAAGACUGAGGCCGACGGUCGAGUGGUGGAGGGAAACCACAUGGUGUACCGGAUCUCAGCUCCCACCCCGGAGGAGAAGGACGAGUGGAUCCACAGCAUCAAAUCUGCUGUGAGCGUGGACCCCUUCUACGAGAUGCUUGCAGCCAGAAAGAAACGCAUUUCUCUAAAGAAGAAAGAAGAGCAACCCUGAAAGUCCAUCCAUCCAUACGCUCCCUCCAUUCUCUGAGAAACCAACAAUCCUUCAUUAAGGUAGCUCUCGUCAGAUCUGUCUGUAAUUCUGGUUUAUGGAGAAAAGGAUGACUUUUGGGGAACCAUAACAUCAUCGUCUUCGGUCUGGAUUUCGUUGGUCUGGACUGCAGCUCUUAUCUCCAUGCUUCUCCUACACUUGCACACUACACAGUGUUAUUCACUAUCACACUAGUCUGUACAGAUACUCACUGUAUAAUGCUGAGAUUCCAUACGACUUCACUGACAAACCUAACAUUCAUCAACCAUCCUCAUCUCACGCUCCCUUCUGCAAGAUAUUCACAGCAUUUUACUGUGAAGUUCCUAAUCAAACAGGGUAGACGACCAAACAGCCUGAUGCAUUCUUCAUCACCCUCAUCAUCAUCAGGGAUGAAUCUAUCCCAACCUUUAGCAGAGAUGAGCGGGACGCUUCGUUCACACUGAAGGCAUUUGUUAGUCUAUUCUGCUGCCUGUCUUAAACUUAUUUAAUGGAAACUGACUCUAUUUAUCUCAGACUCCUUUGAGUGUAUUUACAUGUUAUAAAUGAAGAAGUAAAUGAAGGUCAUUGCUGUUCACACCACAUGAUGAACUUCAGUUUAUCUAUUUGGUACAUAUCACUUCCAUCAUAUCUGUGAAACAGGAUAUGCGUUUUACCCUAGUAUUGGACCCCACUGGUGAUGUCAUUUCCUGUGCACAGUUGAUGACAACUGUAUUGAUCUUCACUGACCCAUCAAAGCGUCUGCAGAAGUGCUCAUCUUUAUAUGUGAAUCCUUAAAUAAGCUCCUUCCCCUUGAGAAAAGAGCCUUAAAAGUCCCACUGCCCUGCUUCUGAAUGUUCUUACUCUAGUGUUUCAAAACUCAACCAUUGGGGCUGUGAAACAGUUAUCUGGGGAAUCCCACCAAAACAUGACUAGAUUAUACCAGAUUUUCAAUAAAAAAAUUUUUUUUAUCAUAAUCUCAUAACUAAGCAAAGUUCCUCCUAAAUGCAUACAAGUGUUUGGUGGGAUGAAAUCUAAUUUCUUCUCUGAAAUUUGGAAUUAAUUUUGACUGAGAUUCGCUCGCUUACUAUUUCAUACUACAAUCUUGAUUGGGAAAAGAAUCAUGCAAGUAAAGGACUGAGUAUGUUAAAUUAGCUGAGUAUGUACUCGCCCACCAGCCAUUCAAGAUGUAGAGGAUGUUUCUUCAUCAGAUUUGGAGACACAAACUCAUCCUAAUCUUGGAUGGUUUGAGGGUGAGUGAAUUAUCAGCAGAUUUUCAUUUUUGGAUGAACUAUUUAAAUUUGAAGUCCUGUCUUUCUGAAUGUGUGUUUGCUAUGAGAGAGACAGAUGCGUGUGCUUUAUCCCCAUGAAAAUAUGUUUUCCUCUUAUCCCCGAUCUUGAGAUGUGUGCGAUGACCUUGUGAACACUAGUCACUGCUGUUCGCUUUGAAGGAGUCCAUGGCAGCUUUUUCCAGUGUACUUUAUAUUUUGCCUUUUCUGUUUGUAAAAAUACAUGUUAUGUUUGUUUAUACAAAUUGAUAUCAUUUUUUAUUUAUUGUUUUUCAUUUCUUUCUUUGUUUGUGAGAACUAAGGAUGGGGUUGCAUGUUGUACUGAAGCGUCUUUUGUAAAGGGUGUUUCGGGCGACUAUUAGCGCUCUGUAUUUCUAGACUCCACAAAUUGGCAUCGCAGUUAAAAUGGGCUACAAAGCAGUAACAAAAUCGGAAAUGCAAUAUUCCAAAAAUAUCUUAAAAAUGAUGGAUCAUACAGAACACUAAUAGCGCCUGGAGUCUAACAUAAUAACUGCUCUAUUUAAAUAUACUAAAUAUGAAACGGUUAAUACUGAGAAUUGUUUAGCAGUGCAUUUUGCUUGACUUUUGUGACUUUUCCCGAUGAAUAUAAAGCUUGGCUAUAGUAAUUGAUGUCUUUGACUUUAAGACAUAUUUAAUAGUUUGGAGUUAGAAUCCAUGUUUAUGGCACUUUAUUAGAGUUCAGCACAGUUUUGACUAAACCGCAGCUUGUUUUACUCUCGGAGUGUGUAACUAGUACUGCAGUUCUGAACUGGUUUAAGCUUUGCUGCACAUGUAUACAGUAUCCCUAUAAGAUCAUUUGGGGUGAAUCUGCUUCACAUUGUAUUGUAUGUGACCGAGAGACUCCAGAAGUGUUAAAUAGCAUCAGCUGCUGACUACAACAGUGCAUUCUUUGAUAUAAGCUAUGCGUUUAAACCCAUAAUUCAGGCAUGACAUGGUUUGAUGAAGAUGGAAGAAUGACGUCUGGAGACUUACAUUUGGGCAUUCUUGAUGAGAAGUGCAAAGGUGCCAAAACCUUUCAGCAAAUGAAAGCAUUUCCUCUUCCUCCUCUUUAUUUUCUCUCCCGGCUUCUGAUUGGCCACAGAAUGGUACAGAUUGUUUAAAAAAUAAUGUAGCAAAAUGAGAACUCAGUUAUGGUACACUGGUGCCAAUCAACUCUAAUAAAACGGAUAAAAAGA
This is a messenger RNA of Carassius gibelio (silver crucian carp), 3865 nucleotides long. RefSeq names its product cytohesin-2. The transcript is spliced from 12 exons. Gene Ontology annotation, molecular function: guanyl-nucleotide exchange factor activity. The record is from RefSeq and is a predicted model, not a curated record. NCBI's taxonomy places the organism in Eukaryota, Metazoa, Chordata, Actinopteri, Cypriniformes, Cyprinidae. The coding region runs from base 118 to 1368 and encodes 416 amino acids. Gene Ontology annotation, biological process: regulation of ARF protein signal transduction.